Ipomoea nil (Japanese morning glory) is the source of this 1877-nucleotide messenger RNA. Its product is annotated as probable arabinosyltransferase ARAD1. Gene Ontology annotation, molecular function: glycosyltransferase activity. The transcript is spliced from 2 exons. The coding region runs from base 326 to 1777 and encodes 483 amino acids. The record is from RefSeq and is a predicted model, not a curated record. NCBI's taxonomy places the organism in Eukaryota, Viridiplantae, Streptophyta, Magnoliopsida, Solanales, Convolvulaceae.
CUCUAUGCAAAAAUGCAAUCAAAAAGUCAGAAAACAUGAAAUAGAAACGGGGUUUUUCCACCAUGGUACAGAGAGAGAAGUGGAAUAUUUCAACGUCUUUGGUGUAACCACUCCCUGUCUUCUCUGUCUCUCUCUAUUCUUCAAUUCCUGUCAUAAUUAUACACAUCUGACUUGGUUGUUCAUCAUUGAAUCAAAUCUAUCUUCCCAGAUUUUGAUCUGGGCAUUAAUUUCUCGCACUGAUUUUCACCCCAAGUCUCCAUUCUUAUAGACCCAUUGUUUGUUUUUUCAAUGGCGGUGUGGGCAUAAAUGCGGCCGUGUUUCUUCAAUGGCGGAGAGAAAUGUGCACUCAAUGGGAAAUUUUGGUAAGAAGUCAAUGUUAGCUUUGUUCACCAUUACUACCAUUUUGUUCAUGUUGUCUUGGUUUUUGGUGUUGCGAUCCACUGAUAGGCCUCUCCUUGUUGACCUUAGUAUAUUGCCCAAUUCUAGGAUUUUUGCCAUAGCAGAUGACCAAACUGGAAAUGAAACCCUUUCUAUACACAGUGAUUUGGAAGUCAAACAGAAAGAAAGACUAGCAUCUAGCAAGUAUACUUGUGACCCAGUCCUCAAAGUGUAUAUGUAUGAUUUGCCCCCAGAAUUUCACUUUGGGCUCUUGGAUUGGAAGCCCGAGGGGAACAAUGUUUGGCCUGAUAUUAGAACUAAUCUCCCGAGAUACCCCGGUGGGUUGAAUGUGCAGCAUAGUAUAGAGUAUUGGCUCACAUUGGAUCUCUUGUAUUCGGAGUUUGUUGAGAAUACGAGUGGGCGGACUGCUGUGAGAGUGUGCAAUUCGAGCGAAGCAGAUGUAGUUUUUGUCCCGUUCUUUUCAUCGCUCUGCAAUAACCGGUUUUCUAGGCUGAAGCCUCACCAGAAGACUAGUAUGAAUGCGUUGUUGCAAGAAAAAUUGGUGACUUUCUUGACAGCUCAAGAAGAAUGGAAAAGAUCGGGUGGGAAAGACCAUAUCGUUCUCGCUCACCAUCCUAAUAGCCUCAUGGAUGCACGAUCGAAGCUUUGGCCAGCUAUGUUCAUUCUUUCCGACUUUGGAAGGUAUCCCCCUUCUGUAGCUAAUGUUGAGAAAGACGUGAUUGCGCCUUACAAGCAUGUCAUCGGGAACUAUGUAAAUGACUCGUCUGAUUUUGAUAGCCGUCCAACUUUGCUAUACUUCCAGGGAGCUAUAUAUAGAAAAGAUGGUGGAUUUGUUCGGCAAGAAUUGUUCUAUAAGUUAAAAGACGAGAAAGAUGUACAUUUCGCAUUUGGAAACAUUCAAAAGGAUGGCAUACGCCAAGCAACCCGUGGGAUGCAGUCCUCCAAGUUUUGCCUCAAUAUUGCCGGUGACACUCCCUCAUCAAACCGUCUCUUUGAUGCUAUUGUCAGCCAUUGCGUUCCUGUCAUCAUCAGCGACGAGAUAGAGCUUCCAUACGAAGACGUACUCGACUACUCAGAGUUCUGCGUUUUUGUCAGAACAUCGGACGCUCUCAAAGAAAGCUUUCUCAUAAACUUCGUUAGGAGUAUUGGAAAACAAGAGUGGACUAGGAUGUGGAAUAAGCUCAAAGAGGUUGAACAUAUGUUCGAGUAUCGUUAUCCCUCGAAGGACAACGAUGCUGUCCAAAUGGUCUGGCAGGCCAUUGCAAGGAAGGUUCCUUCUGUUAAGCUGAAGGAGCAUAGAAACCGGAGAUAUUCCCGAACCCCUGAGCCUAAUGACAGAGGACUUAAAUCGGCUCCUUUGCCCAAAAAUUUUGGGUGAACUUUAUAGGUUUUUGGGUUUAUAAAGCUUUGGGUUUUGGUAGCAUAUGAUUUCUGUAAAGGGAAAUGCAACUGCAUAUGAUCCACUCAGAUUUUGUGAC